AUGGAUAAGAGGGUUACCAAAAAAGCAUGGUUCAUACUGAUUUUCAUCCUCUUAUUUCAGCAUUUCCACCCGGGACCUUUUCCGUUCGUGAAAAUGCCAAACUGUCCUGCUUGCCAGAAACCCGUUUACUUCGGUGAACGAGUGUCGUCUCUUGGGAAAGAUUGGCAUCGACCGUGCCUACGAUGUGCUAAUGAAUCAUGCAAAAAGACGCUCACAUCUGGCGGUCACUCCGAGCACGAAGGCAAACCGUACUGCAACCGAUGUUAUGGUGCGAUGUUCGGCCCGAAAGGUUAUGGCCACGGCGGAACUGAGAGCCAUACGUUCCAUGCCGGAGCUACUGGAUAA
This is a messenger RNA of Haemonchus placei, 345 nucleotides long. Lineage: Eukaryota; Metazoa; Nematoda; Chromadorea; Rhabditida; Trichostrongylidae. The record is from the annotation of a GenBank genome assembly.